CUUCCUUAUUAAUUAACUCUCAACUUCUCUCAUCAAUGGCUGUUCCUGCAACAUUCUCCACAGUAUACUCUUCUUUAUUAUUAACACUAUUAUUAUUAAGCUUUUGCUUCUAUGGGACUUUUGCUGAUUAUGGAGGCUGGCAAAAUGCUCAUGCCACAUUCUAUGGAGGGGCUGACGCUUCUGGCACAAUGGGAGGUGCUUGUGGUUAUGGCAAUUUGUACAGCCAAGGAUACGGAACCAACACUGCAGCACUAAGCACAGCACUAUUCAACAAUGGCUUGACAUGUGGGGCUUGUUACGAGCUCACUUGCAUCGAUGACCCUCAAUGGUGCAUUCCGGGAACUAUUACUGUCACUGCCACAAAUUUCUGCCCUCCAAAUCCAUCAGAGCCAAAUGACAAUGGUGGAUGGUGCAAUCCUCCUCGCCAACACUUCGAUUUGGCUGAGCCUGCUUUCUUGCAAUUUGCUCAAUACAGAGCUGGAAUUGUCCCUGUAUCUUACAGAAGGGUGCCCUGCAACAAGAAAGGAGGAAUAAGGUUUACAAUUAAUGGAAACUCUUAUUUUAACUUGGUUUUAUUGACAAAUGUUGGAGGUACUGGGGAUGUUAAUUCAGUCUCUAUUAAGGGGUCUGGGUCUGCAUGGCUGACAAUGUCAAGAAAUUGGGGCCAAAAUUGGCAAAGCAAUUCCUAUUUCACUGGUCAGAGUCUUUCAUUUCAAGUGACUAUAAGUGAUGGAAGGACUAUUACAAGCUAUAACAUUUCACCCGCUAACUGGCAAUUUGGGCAAACUUUUGAAGGGCUUCAGUUUUAAUUUCAGCAACAAACUUUAGCUAAAAAAAAGAAAAAGAAAAAGAGAUAAUGGCCAAAAACACACUCGAACUAUUGUGGUUUCGUGAGUUUCACACCCCAACUAUGGACUGUUCUCUUUUCUUACUUGAACUAUCACCAUAUAUGUAUUAAAACAUACCUAGUCGAGUAGAUCAUUAAAAGGGAACAAAAUUGAUCUGAUCAGCUUCUAGGUUUGUUUUAAUACAUAGAUGAUGAUAGUCCAGAUAGAAAAAGAGAACAACUUAUAGUUGGGGGUGAAACUCGCGAAAAAUGAUAAUUCAAGUGUGUUUUUGAUCAUUAACUCUUUAAAAAAAAAGAAAAAAAAAAGCAGGAAAAAUGAAAAAAGCGUGAGGCUUUCAACUUGUCAAAUUUCACUUUUGGUGUAUGGCUCUUCUGAUGUGGUGUGCCUGGUGGUUGGUUAGUACCCGCUUAGGCUUAUAGAAACUGUAAAGACUGCAUUUUGAGCUUAUUUUUUGUUUUAAACUGCACGUUUCUAUCAUUUUCACUAAUAUACGUUGGGGUGACAUUUAUCAAAUAGAGGGCCACUUUUCUAUCACUUUGAUAUCCUAUUUAAUCAUUGUUAAUAAGUAGAAUUGGGCAACUCAUUGUUAUGUUUAUAGGAGUA
Lycium barbarum (goji berry) is the source of this 1451-nucleotide messenger RNA. Its product is annotated as expansin-A2-like. NCBI's taxonomy places the organism in Eukaryota, Viridiplantae, Streptophyta, Magnoliopsida, Solanales, Solanaceae. The coding region runs from base 36 to 809 and encodes 257 amino acids. Gene Ontology annotation, cellular component: extracellular region. The record is from RefSeq and is a predicted model, not a curated record. The transcript has 3 exons. Gene Ontology annotation, biological process: plant-type cell wall organization.